GGGUUUGUAUGUGAGAGGGGAAAUGUUAGGCCAGGUAUAAAACGCCUGGCAUGGGACUCCAUCCUUACAGUCCUCGUCAGGUUAAGCCCUUCGUCGCUGCUCUCCUCAGCCGCCUCUACCGACAUGUUGGCCAGGACGCUGUUAUUGUUCGCGGUGACUGCGGGUGCCAGUGCCAGGCCUCAAAGCUUCCCGGCACCGGGCAGUGCCCCUGGAGGAUUCGGUGCAGGGCAGAGCCAGAUACCGUUCAGACCUCAAGUGCGUCCACCUCCAGGCAGCGCCCCUGGAGGAUUCGGUGCAGGGCAGAGCCAGAUACCGUUCAGACCUCAAGUGCGUCCACCUCCAGGCAGCGCCCCUGGAGGAUUCGGUGCAGGUCAGAGCCAGAUACCCUUCAGACCUCAAGUGCGUCCUCCGCCAGGUAGCGCCCCUGGAGGAUUCGGUGCAGGUCAGAGCCAAAUACCCUUCGGACCACAAGCUGACCAACCUAUCCAGCGGCCUCCUAGACCUUUCGUGCCUUCCGGAGAAGUGAUCCCUAUCCUGGUGGACGAACGAGACGGACCUCACCCAGACGGCUCGUACAGCUUCAACUUCGAGACUGAUAAUGGCAUCAGUCGCUACGAGCAAGGCACGCCCCAGGGGGAGGCUGGCGCCGUGGCCAUGCAAGGCGGAUGGUCAUUCACUUUCCCCGACGGAACUCCCGCCGUCUUCAAAUUCGUGGCCGACGAACUCGGCUACCGUGUGGAGUCCCCUCUGCUGCCCACGCCCCAUCCUCUUCCCGCCCACGCCAUCGCCCAGAUCGAGUUCGCCCGCCAACAGGAGGCUCGCGGAGGCGCGUCGGGCACCAGGCCGUCGUACGGGUCUUAAGGUGUCCCUUGUGUGCUUAACUUCCCUGUGUUGCCUUCGUGUCUGGCUCUCACGCGGUCGUCUAGCUGCUGUAGACGGCUCAGGCUGCCCCGGGAGCACUCCAGCGCCACCUCAAGUCGCACCAACGGAGCGCUAUAUAAGUGUUGCCUCCGUUUCCGUCUGUGUAAGCGGAAGUGCAGUGCUGUCGAAGCGACUUGAUUCAUCUCUGAUGUUUAUAAUUAUUACAGCAAAAUUAUAUAAUAAAAACAGAUGCAAAAAAGA
Procambarus clarkii (red swamp crayfish) is the source of this 1122-nucleotide messenger RNA. RefSeq names its product endocuticle structural glycoprotein SgAbd-8. Gene Ontology annotation, molecular function: structural constituent of chitin-based larval cuticle. Lineage: Eukaryota; Metazoa; Arthropoda; Malacostraca; Decapoda; Cambaridae. The record is from RefSeq and is a predicted model, not a curated record. Gene Ontology annotation, cellular component: chitin-based extracellular matrix.